GAAAGAACAGGUGGCGCUCCCUUACAGAUCUAGUACAUGAACAAUGGCCGCCAAAACAAUAAUUCUCUUUGUCGUUUCUGUGCUUGUUACCCGUCUUGAUGCGCAGGACAACAUACGCUGUGAUAUGAGUGACCGUUACGGAUCAUGUGAUUCCGGGUUUUGCUGUGUUCGAGACCAGUUCCUUGCUUCGUACGUCUACUGCAAACGUAUUCCAACAAACACACACCACUGCAUGACCGUGGUGUCUGAGUCAGAAUGCGCAUGUUCAAGUAACUUAACAUGCGUACCAAACAUUAAUCUACCAACAUUUACUUCCGUUUAUGGCAAAUGUCAAGGAGAUUCCAGCACAGACAUACCAGAUUCUACGAUGCCGACAGACGCUAUUCAUAAACCCACGAAAAGUCACCGCUAA
Messenger RNA from Saccostrea echinata, 412 nucleotides. RefSeq lists its product as uncharacterized. The transcript is spliced from 2 exons. Bases 44 to 412 code for a protein of 122 amino acids. The record is from RefSeq and is a predicted model, not a curated record. NCBI's taxonomy places the organism in Eukaryota, Metazoa, Mollusca, Bivalvia, Ostreida, Ostreidae.